UUGGAAAAACAGCUGGUAAGAAUCAUCAAUCAGAUCAAGUUUGAGAAGGCCAUUGCUGUGGAGGAAAAGGGCUCUACAAUAGCCAGUAUCAACCUUGAUGCAUUCACCGUUGAAAGUAGCUACCAAGGUCCUGACCUGGAUAUCAAAGUGGAAGACAAACGAGUGUGCGUUUCGAUGACGCAGGAAUAUAUCUCUAACAUGGUGGACUUGUUCCGUAAGGGAGGCAAGAUCCCCAAGAAACACGCCUUCGCCAUUGUAGCUGCUGCGAACGAAAUUUUCAAGGAGCAGCCUCCGAUGGUCGAGUUUGGUCUCAAGCGGCCUGCCACUGCUGCUAAGGAGCUACAGUUGGAAGAAGCGAAGAAGAUCACCGUUUGUGGAGAUACCCAUGGUCAAUUUUACGAUGUGCUGAACCUAUUCAAACGUUUUGGAAAAGUCGGGAAGGACCACAUUUAUCUGUUUAAUGGAGACUUUGUGGACCGCGGCUCAUGGUCCUGCGAGGUUGCAUUUUUAUUGUACUCGUUGAAAUUGCUGUAUCCUCAAAACAUCUACAUAAACAGAGGAAACCACGAGACGAACGAUAUGAACAAAGUGUACGGUUUUGAGGACGAGUGCAAGUACAAGUACAGCGAGAAACUAUUUUCGUGUUUCAGCGAGUCCUUUAAUUCCCUGCCGUAUGCCUCUCUAAUUGGCCAAGAGUAUCUUGUCAUGCAUGGUGGUCUGUUUUCUUCUGACAACGUCACUUUGGACGACAUAAGAAAGAUCGAUCGGUUCAAGAGCAAACAACCUCCGAAGGAAGGGAUUGAGAUGGAACUUUUGUGGACGGACCCCCAGGAAAGCAAGGGAAGAUCCGCUUCCAAAAGAGGAAUUGGAAUGCAGUUUGGUCCGGACGUCACGGCAGAUUUCUGUGAGCGCAACAAGCUCAAGGCAAUCAUUCGGUCUCACGAGGUUCGUAUGGGAGGUUACGAAAUAGAACACGACGGCAAACUGGUGACGGUGUUCAGCGCACCAAACUACUGUGAUAUGCAGGGGAACUUGGGCGCAGUGGUUAACUUUACGCUCAAAGAUGAUGAAUAUAAGGUGGAGUAUGCAACCUUCACUCAUGUCGACCAUCCUAAUAUUCCUCCUAUGAACUACUCCAAAAACAACUUUGGGUUCUAA
Molecule: messenger RNA, 1158 nt
Organism: Ogataea parapolymorpha DL-1
Lineage: Eukaryota; Fungi; Ascomycota; Pichiomycetes; Pichiales; Pichiaceae
Product: Serine/threonine-protein phosphatase T
Exons: 1
Cellular component (GO): cytosol; nucleus
Molecular function (GO): protein serine/threonine phosphatase activity
Source: RefSeq, a predicted model, not a curated record